AGCGUCUUAACAUCUUAUUGAUGUUGCCACUGAGGGAAUAGAUUGUUCUCUAGUCAUACAGUAUAGGUUUCUAUUUGUAUAAAUGUCACAGGGACCAACCUCACACUGUGUAAGAUUUCAGUUUGUAUGUACCAAAGAGGUUUACUUGUUUCCUGGAGACGUGACACUGUUUUGUAUUUGCCGAACCACAGUUUUUACAUAACUUACUUUAGAAACUAUUUCUUCACCUGUGGGCGUCAGUAACGCUCGUGUCCCAACAAGCCCUAAAUAUUUGCUUCCUCUGCUCCUGCACCACGCUCAGAAAGUGUAACCUGAAGCAUAGUGCUGACUUUUAGUGUUUUAUUGUUGUGCGCACCCUACCAGCGCAUUUCAAAGUCACAUUGUAAAGACGUCUAACGUAACAUUUCACGCUUCUUUCACCUUUGACUGAAGGACUUCAGCGGGACUCGGGAGUGGCUUUUCUGUAACCCCAGGGUGCGCCCUGAGUGGCUAACGCGCAGAGCUGCGCAAUGAUCGAGGGUAAGCGCAUAGGUUGGAUCUGGAACAAUGGGUGUGUAGCGACGGACGGACAAAACAACCAAAGAAGAGCUCUCCUAUACUUGUAUAUACCUUUUAAAUAAACAGCAUGUCUAAGCGAAUCAGACCCGGCUAUUACUGCCAAGAAAUCAAUAAGACAACUUGGGAAGUACCGGAGCGGUACCGGGAUCUCAGGCAGGUGGGGACCGGGGCGUACGGGACUGUAUGCUCAGCAGUGGACUCCAGAACAGGAGCCAAGGUGGCCAUCAAGAAGCUCUGCAGACCUUUCCAGUCAGAGCUCUUCGCCAAGCGGGCCUACAGGGAGCUACGGCUUCUCAAACACAUGAAACAUGACAAUGUGAUUGGCCUGUUAGAUGUGUUUACUGCUGACCUCUCCCUGGACAGAUUCCAUGAUUUUUAUCUGGUGAUGCCAUUCAUGGGGACAGAUCUUGGGAAGCUGAUGAAGCUGCAGAGACUGACAGAGGAAAAAAUUCAAUAUUUGGUUUAUCAGAUGCUCAAGGGGCUUAAGUAUAUUCAUUCUGCUGGUAUAAUUCACAGGGACCUCAAACCAGGAAAUCUUGCCAUCAACCAAGACUGUGAGCUCAAGAUCUUGGACUUUGGUUUGGCGAGGCAGGCAGACAGCGAGAUGACGGGCUACGUGGUGACUCGCUGGUACAGAGCCCCAGAGGUCAUCCUGAGCUGGAUGCACUACACUCAGACUGUGGACAUCUGGUCUGUGGGCUGCAUCAUGGCAGAGAUGCUGCAGGGGAAACCUCUUUUUAAAGGCAGUGACCACCUAGAUCAGCUGAAUGAGAUCAUGAAGAUCACAGGAACACCAACUCAGGAAUUUAUAUCAAAACUAGAAUCUGAGGAUGCUAAAAUCUACCUCAGAAGUCUUCCGAAAGCAGAGAAGAAAGACCUACAGAAGGUGUUUUCCACAACUAAUCCACAAGCCGUGGCAGUGCUGGAGCGCAUGUUAUUACUCGAUCCGCAGUGCAGGGUAACCGCUGCAGAGGCUCUCAUGCUGCCUUACUUCACCGAGUUCAGAGAGCCAGAGGAGGAGAAGGAAGCUCAGCUGUACGACCAUUCGCUAGACAACACAGAACUGCCGCUGGACCAGUGGAAACGUCACACCUUCACAGAGAUCCUGACCUUCAAACCAGUUGUGCCAGAAUCCAAGGAAACCUCACUGUAGAACACAAAGAGUUGGCUGUGCUGCCUGAGACCAGAACAACCUAACAUGUCUUUCUGUUUUCAUGUCAAGUGGGAAUUCUCUUAAUGCUUAAUGAAUGUCCACAGAUUCUGUUCAGCUGCUAUGUUUUUGAGAACCUCCCAGUGGUGGAUUUGUCUCUGUCACCAAAAAUAUCGACCCAGUAGCUAGCAUCCUAAGCCUACCAUUUGCAGCACCUCCUAGUGUUGAGGAUGAUAGCAUUUAUGCAUAACUGAAUUCAGGCAAUAAUAAUCAUUUUUUUAUAUUUCGGUCAAAGUGGUGCACAAACUGUAUAAUUUGCAAGUCACUGGUGUUUGUGAUAAAAGCACCAUGUGAAGAUCCAGGACAAUAUAUGCAAUGGAACAUUUAAAAUACUAAGAAUUACUUGGAUUGAUAGUAAAUGUAUCAUAGUUUAUUUUGUGAGGUAGCUUUCCCACUGGUGACUUUAUCCUUGAGUGACAUUUAAAAUGGAUUUAUUUGAAUGUGUCUGAGUGUGUGUAGUUUUACACAGCGGUGACCUUAUCAUUCCUCCCAGUGGCCUUAAUGGUAACGACACAAUACUUUUGAGCCGCCGAUGUUAUGAAAUCCAUCCCAGCAGAGUGAACGCAAGCAUUCAUGUUUUAAUUUCAAACCAAAAACACCUUAAUUUAAUUUGAUUGUGUUUUUUUUUUUUUUUUACAGAAAGUUGCACAAAAUGUUUUUGAAUUUUAUUUUAUAACAUCACUGGUACAAUGUUAUUAUUAAAGAUUCUCCCUGAAAACGAUGAAAAUCAUC
This is a messenger RNA of Monopterus albus (swamp eel), 2500 nucleotides long. It is a transcript of the gene mapk12a, whose product is annotated as mitogen-activated protein kinase 12a. NCBI's taxonomy places the organism in Eukaryota, Metazoa, Chordata, Actinopteri, Synbranchiformes, Synbranchidae. Bases 626 to 1711 code for a protein of 361 amino acids. The record is from RefSeq and is a predicted model, not a curated record. Gene Ontology annotation, biological process: protein phosphorylation. Gene Ontology annotation, molecular function: ATP binding; MAP kinase activity. The transcript is spliced from 12 exons.